Messenger RNA from Diaporthe amygdali, 870 nucleotides. RefSeq lists its product as uncharacterized. The transcript has a single exon. Lineage: Eukaryota; Fungi; Ascomycota; Sordariomycetes; Diaporthales; Diaporthaceae. The record is from RefSeq and is a predicted model, not a curated record. The coding region runs from base 1 to 870 and encodes 289 amino acids.
AUGUUCUUCAAGCGCAGCAAGCAAGAUUUUCACGUCGAAAAGGAAGCGGCAUGCCAUCAUGCAAUUAGCAUCAAAGAUGGCAUGGAGAUUUCGGGGUUCAAGACACAUGGCUCGCAGCCGAUUACGUACAUUCGCGACAAGACUCAAACUCAAGAGGUCGAUGAAGACUACAAUCUGUCGCCCACUUCACCACCCAGCCAUGGGCCCAUGAGACGAAAUCUUUGUCAAGAAGCCAUCAAGCCCGUUGAUGACCUCAUCCUGAAUCUUAACUACAAAGAUACCGUAAUCGAGGUUCCUACAGGCGGUUCUUGCGUCCAAUCUCCUCCCGUUGCUCCACUUAGGAACCUUGCAACGAAAAAGAAGAAGAUUGAGAACGGGGUCAACGAGCUUAUGGAUGACAAGACAUGGGGUCUCAACUAUAAGGAAAACGGGUCGAAGCGUUCUCCGGGCAGCAACUCCUGCGCCGAGUCGCCUUCCUUCCCCCAACCCACCAAGCUCGCAAGAAAGAAAGAAGAGGUUGAGAAUAGGGUCAACGGGAGUAUGAACGACAGGAUAAGGGGCCUCAAUUAUAAGGAAGCCGGGCUGGAGUCUUCUCCGGGAGGCUUCUGUGCCCAGUCGCCUGCCCAUCCUCAGCCUACAAAGCUCCAAAAGCAAAAACGGGACGUUGAGAGGAUGAUCAACGACCCACUUGAUGACCACAUCUGGAAUCUCAAUCAUGAAAAAGUUCCGAUGAAGCUCCCUACGGACGGAUCCUGUCCCCUAUCACCUCCCCUUCCUCAACCUUCAAAGCUCGCGACGAAGAAAGAGCAGGCUGGGAAAAUGAUGAACAAACCUUUUGACGAUUUGGCGUGGAGGCUGAAGUACAAGUAG